AGAGGAGGUGAGUAGAAAAUCGAAUAUGGCGAAAAUUGUACUGGCGAACGAACGACGAACAACGCAACGACGACGGUGUUCAGAAAGCAGUGCGAUUUUGUGCGACUAAUUUCCGGCUGAAAGAUAGCCCUAGCAACGUAAAAAGUACAUCAAACGCGAGUUGAAUGUGUCCGGCGUUCGGAAUCGGUGCCGGACAAGAUGCAGAAUGCGGAACAAUCCGGAGUGAAGAACCGGGACAAAUCUAGAAGCAACAAUAGCAAUGUGAAGAAAUCUUCACUGGUGAAUCAAUCGAAUUCGAAGGCCCUGCACAAGCAGCAGCAGCAGUCUUCGUCAUCCAACAGUAAUAGUAGCAAUAGUGGUAGUGGUAAUAACUGUGCUAGUGUUAGUGCAAGUGGUGGAAGCAAUCGUAGUGGUGGUAGAGCCUUAAGCAGUGGAACUACUGCUAAAGGGAAUAAUCCGAAACAGCAGCAGCAGCAGAAUAAUUCGUGUCGUGUUCAACCGGAAGUAGGAGUAUUAGCAGGAAGUGCUUCCUCUGGUGUAGUUUCCAACAUUAGCCGUGAAGUGAAUAAUGCUAAAACAAUGUCUACAGCAGCGACAACAACAGCGGCAGCGGCUACAGGAAAUAAUGGUUCCUCGGCAGGAACGGCAGGAGGAAGACAAUCCAACAGCCAACAUUCUUCUCCGGCCAAGUCCGACACGGAGACGACUUUCUCCGAGUUCCAACCCCGUGUAUCGGACUCAUCGGAAUCGGACGAGGAAUCAGUGUCGGAGAUUCUGCUGGCUUGUCUCUGUCUAAGGCCAGAUCUGCUGGUUGACUCAUUUCCCCUAGAUCAGCAAUCGAUCGAAAUUCCAGAGACGGAGUGUUCGGACAGCUGCGAGAACGACGUCGAUAUGGAUGAGUCGGACAGUUGCGACAACGACGCCGAUGAUAACGAGGACUCGGAAGAUGAUGAGGAAGAUGACGAUGAUAUUCCCAGUACGGUGGUCACGGGCAAGUUUCUUCUGGACGAUGAAAUCGAUCACGAAGACAGUGCUGGUGGCGGUGGAGGUGGCGGAGGCGGACCUCACGAUAAAAAAGCCCGCCUCGAAGCUCUGCUGGAAGCAGCAGAUGAAGCAGCACAAGCCCUCACUCGUAUGCGAUCAAGCGAAGGCGGUGGGAGCCCUCGGGACAAAAAAAAUGCUCUUCGUAAUUUCAGCUUGCUCUCGCGCUCGCUGCUCGCCGCCUGUACCGACAACGAUGUCAACACCGUCCGGCGACUUCUGGGCGAGGGCAACUCGCUGAACGAAGCAACCGACGAUGGCGAUUCACUGCUUUCGUUGGCCUGUUCCGCUGGCUAUUAUGAGCUCGCACAGGUCCUAUUGGCAAUGUCGGCACAGGUUGAGGAUCGAGGUCAGAAGAAUGACUGCACGCCACUGAUGGAGGCGGCCUCCGCAGGGCAUGUGGACAUCAUUGGGCUGCUUUUGAAGCACGGUGCAGACGUUAAUGCCCAAUCGUCCACGGGCAAUACACCACUGAUGUACGCCUGCGCCGGGGGACACGAGGACGCGGUCAGGUUGCUUCUGAAUCAUACCGCGAACGUUGAAGAUCACAAUGAGAACGGUCACACCCCUCUCAUGGAAGCGGCUUCCGCUGGUCAUGUGGGAGUGGCUAAGAUCCUUUUGGAGCACGGGGCCGGCAUCAAUACGCACUCGAAUGAGUUCAAGGAGAGUGCGCUGACGCUGGCCUGCUACAAGGGUCAUCUCGAUAUGGUUCGGUACCUCCUGGAGGCUGGUGCUGAUCAGGAGCAUAAAACUGAUGAAAUGCAUACAGCGUUGAUGGAAGCAUCGAUGGACGGCCACGUGGAAGUGGCCCGGCUUCUGCUGGAUUCGGGUGCCCAGGUCAACAUGCCGACGGAUUCGUUCGAAUCGCCGCUAACGCUAGCGGCCUGUGGUGGCCAUGUGGAUCUUGCGAUGCUUCUCAUCGAGCGCGGCGCCAACAUCGAGGAGGUCAACGACGAGGGAUAUACUCCGCUGAUGGAAGCGGCAAGGGAGGGACAUGAGGAGAUGGUGGCAUUACUAUUACAACAAGGUGCGAAUAUUAAUGCUCAAACCGAGGAAACUCAAGAAACUGCCCUAACGCUCGCAUGCUGCGGAGGAUUCGUGGAAGUCGCGGACUACCUUAUUAAGCAUGGUGCCGACAUUGAGUUGGGCGCCUCUACCCCGUUGAUGGAAGCGGCUCAGGAAGGACACAUCGAUCUGGUGCGUUUCCUCUUGGAGAAUCGAGCGGAUGUACAUGCGCAGACCCAAACGGGGGACACAGCGCUGACAUAUGCUUGCGAGAAUGGACACACCGAAGUGGCGGAUAUACUGCUUUACUACGGUGCCGAAUUGGAGCACGAGUCGGAAGGAGGGCGAACACCAUUGAUGAAGGCUUGUCGGGCUGGUCAUUGGUGUAUUGUUAAAUUCCUUAUCGAAAAGGGGGCGGACGUGAAUCGACAUACGACGAACAAUGAUCACACGCCGCUGUCUUUGGCGUGCGCCGGUGGUCAUCAGAAUAUCGUGGAACUACUGUUGAAAAAUGGUGCCGAUCCUUUCCAUAAGCUGAAGGACAAUAGCACGAUGCUGAUUGAGGCUGCCAAGGGUGGCCAUAUCGGUGUCGUACAACUGCUAUUGGACUUUCCGCAUUCGUUGAUUAGCGCAAACAACGCGGCUCAGCAAAAUCUCCUAAACAACGGUCAAAUCCAACUUCAAGCCCAACAGCAGCUGCAGCAGCAACAGCAAGCCGCUCAACAACAACAGCUUAUUAUUACCCAGAAUCAACAACAACAGCAACUACUUGCUGCACCUCCCGGUCUGCACGAGGUUCCUGAAUCGAUCCGUGUCUCCAACAAGCAAAUGUUCCAACAACAUCCGUCUAAAGAUGCUUUGGAUCAGCAUCAACAACAACAACAGCAACAGCAGCAGCUUUUGGCAAAUAAUCAAAUGCUGGCAAAUCCAAACGUUUUCCUCGAUGCUAACAUUACUGCAACUGACCCAUCGAUACUCGCUCAGAUGCGACUGAUUCAAAUGCAAGGCUUCAAAGAUGGCCUUGCCCACGGUCUGUCGCGAGCUCCCGGUCAACAGCAGCAGCAACAGGCUAUCCUCUCCCAGCAAAUCCCAUCCCAUCUGGCAGUUGCAGACCAGCAACAGCAGAUCAUCCUUCAGGGUUCCAACAAUGCGGCAAUUGUCCAACAGCAACAACAACAGCAGCAGCAGCAGCAGCAGCAAGUCACCAUUACUGCUGGUCCAGGAGGAAAUAAACAGCGAAGUUUGCUACGAAAGAAACAGCAGCCGGCAGCUUUGGCUGCAGUCACUUCUCAACAGCAGCAACAUCAACCUUUGCCAUUCGACACCAACCUAACGAGCUCGGAAGCGCAGCAAGUGCGCAGCGAACCUAUCGGCGAGGACAAUGGCGGUGGAGGGCAACAGCGCCCCGGUGUCGUAAUCCGUUCCGACUACGAGGUGCAGUAUAAUAAGCAGAUGAGGGAAAUGUAUCAGAAGUCACAAAAGGCUAACAUCCAAUUCAUUUGUGAUUCAAAUGGUCCACCCUCGACGCUGUUACCGCCGACGGGUACCUACAUCGAUAUUACCACGCCUGCUCAAGGACUGAUUUGUGGCACUGCUGGUGGCAUGAGUUUCGCCGCACCGAAUGGGACCCCGUUGCUUGGGCCAAUGCCAACGGUCGGCGCUGGCCAGCAGCAAGGCCCGACCGGUCUUGCCACCCUUGUUUCAGGAGGUACAACGUCUGAUAGUGGUCUAGUUAUAGCUACAUCAUUGCCAACAGCACUACACCAACAGCAGCAGCAGCAGUUGCAACUAACAACGACAAUAGCCGCCACAGCGUCCUCGAAUACAGUUCCUUCAGGUUCUACGCUAGCAGCGACGACUUCGGCUGGCAGCGGAACACAUUUGACCGGUCCGUCAGAGGUCUCCCAGAGUACCGCCAUAAGUGAUAGACCCAAGGUGAAGCCCGUUUCGAAGAAGGAUGCUAAAAAUAAUCGUAAAUCCGCCGCUGCGGCCGCUGCUGCAGCAGCAGCGUCUGCUGCCCAACAGCAGCAACAACAACCAAUCUGGCCAAACACUGCGAAUGUUCUCCAGCAGAAUCAAAUGGUGUCAAUUUAUAACAACUUGUCUGUGAUUCCAACAUCCGAUCAGAACGUUCAGGUGCUGCAGCAGUCGCUGUCCAAUUUGAGUCUUCAAUCGCCUGCCGCGAGCACGGUCGCCACCAGCUCGGGAGUUCUGGGCGGCACUCAGCAGCAACAGUUAACCAUUUCAGUGCCGCAAGGCGGCAACCAACAGCCAAUAAUCGCAGCCAAUCGGGGUAGCUUCGCCUUGACCAAAGCCGCAGCUUCGAUUGCUUCGAGUAACAACAUGGUUCCUACGUCAAAUCUGUCGGUGAUUACCAGUGCCGCUGCAUCCGGCACCCCGAUCACCUCUGUGCCAGCGAAUGUAAUUCAAACCACUAACAACCUAAUCAGUCAGUUGGAUCAACACACUCUAGAAAUAACCAAUUGCUCCUCGGCGGCUACAACCGCAACGAGCACCGCGACCAGCAGCGCUGCAAGUAGCCAGAGCGGUGGAAGCAGCUCCGGUAGCAGCAGCAGCAGUGCAAGCGGAAGCAGCAGCAGUAGCAGCUCCAGCAGCAGCUCUAAUGGUAGCAAUGGUACCACAACUACAACCAGUAGCAACAAUAGCGGUGGAACAGUCAGCGGCACAGGUCUAGCGGGCAUGGGUGGUGGCGGAGUGGCAGUCAACAGCAGUGGCAAUAGCUCCGAACACGAGAACCAGCUAAACCAACUCGCUCUUAAUACCCUUUGCAAUCAGAAAAUGUUGCAGAAGAUAGCUCAACGCUUCAUGGUCGAUCCGCCGAAAUCGCCUCCCGAUACGCCACCGCUGAGUUGUUCCAACACGGAUGGUCCAUCAUCGCCACCUCCUAGUGGAAAAGGAUUAGCUAACAAUGCCGAGCUCGCCGAUUUGUCGAGGAUUUUCUGUGAAGUCAUGCACGAUUUCCGCCCAGAUCUUCUCCCAACGCCGGAAUUCGUUCAGGUGCAUCAGCAUGUUUCGAACAUUAUUCAGCACAAGGCUGGAAGCAAUCAAAUCAAAGUUAGUGAGGGCGACGGUCAUCAUCAGUACGUGGAGGAUGGCGACGAGCACCUGGAGAUGUUUAACAUUGAUGAUUCGGAAAACGAAACAAUAUCCGAGUGUGUGGGAGGAAUCUAUCCAACGCUAGACGAAACAUUGGAGACGUUCAAUCCUGAGGAUGGCUCUGUGGUCGCUCCUGAUGGUUCACGAGCUACGAUCUACAACUACGAAUGGGUCGAGUGUAUCGAUGAGGUAAUUCAUGCGCUGAAUGGAUGUACCGAUAUACCAGUGGCUUUACAGGAAAUGGCUGCCAAUCUAAGCUGUCAAGAUAUUGAUGCAUACGCAAAUCUAAUUGGUAUGAAUUCAUUUUGCAAGACGCGCUGGGCUGGAAAUCAGAACCAACUGGCCACCUCCGGAACGUCAUCGCCGAUCGAGGAGGAUGGUAGUAAUAUCAAUCUUUCGGAGGCAGCAGCUGAGCAGUGCGGCUUUCGCCAGGCUACCGUCGCUGGACAAGCAGCCGGGCAGCUGAUGACAUUUGAUCCAAACCAGCAGAUAUCACUCGAUCAGCUACAGCUACUCAGCCAGUUACAGGCCACUACCACAGCUUCGGGUGCAACCGUUCUACAUCAUCCGGGUGUUGCUGCCGGUACGGCUGGGAUUCCCGGAGGUUCAACUGCCGAUGGUCAGCAGCCCAAAUUUGUGUUCAACGUUGACGCGGAUAAGGCAUCCCAGGUGCAUUUGCUUUUCCAGCUGCCGACAGCCCAGCAGCAACAGCAGCAGCAGCAAAUGCAACAACAACAGCAGCUGCAGCUCACCCAGGAUCAGCUUGAUCAGCAUCCGAUCGCUAGCCAGUGUAAUGUAACACUUCAGCAAGCAGCCGCGCUGCAGCAGGCUCAACUACAGCAGCAGGCGGCCGCCGCCGCAGCCGCAGCAGCUGCAGUCCAACAGCAGCAGCAACAGUUCCAAUCACCAAAUAUUGUACAUCCCAACUCUGUGAUUUUGGCUCAACAGCAACAGGCGCAAUCUGCACAGCAGCUGCAGCAACUGCAUGCCCAGGCCCAGGCAGCACAUUGUACCCAGCAUGCUCAAGUGCAAGUUGCGACCCAAACUCAACAGCCGCAGACGGGAGGUCUUCUGAUACCGCGCCAGCAAAGCCCACAGACUGUGGUCGCCGCAAUGGCAGCGGGCGGUAAAGCUUUAUCCAAGAAAAGCGAUAAAUCACGCAAAGAGAAAAAUCGUUUCGCUGGUAUCAGACAGGCUCCAGCCGGUCAACAGUGUACGGCAGCCGAAGGCUAUCAAUUCGAUGCGAAUCCAGCUCCGGCACCGAUCCAAUAUCCGGCCGGUGUACCGACGAAUAUUGUUCAGGAACGUCAAAUCGACGUUGACUCUGAAACCGAUUCCAACCACGACACUGCCCUCACCCUAGCGUGUGCCGGUGGUCAUGAAGAGCUCGUUGAGCUGUUGAUCAGUCGAGGUGCCAAUAUUGAACAUAAGGACAAGAAAGGAUUUACUCCACUCAUACUGGCGGCCACCGCUGGUCACGAGAAAGUGGUUGAAACACUCCUUCGGCAUGGAGCCGAGAUGGAAGCACAGUCAGAGCGCACUAAAGACACUCCUCUGUCGCUAGCGUGUUCCGGAGGUCGAUAUGAAGUGGUGGAAUUACUGCUCAACAUGAACGCCAACCGUGAGCAUCGUAACGUAUCCGACUAUACUCCCCUCAGUUUGGCUGCUAGCGGUGGCUAUGUGAACAUCAUCAAACUGCUGCUCAGCCAUGGAGCGGAAAUCAAUUCCCGAACCGGCAGCAAGCUUGGAAUUUCACCACUCAUGCUAGCCGCCAUGAACGGCCACACCGCAGCGGUGAAACUCCUGCUUGAUAUGGGUUCGGAUAUUAAUGCUCAGAUUGAGACGAACCGGAACACUGCACUCACGCUAGCCUGUUUCCAGGGAAGGCAUGAGGUUGUCAGCUUGCUGCUGGAUCGCAAAGCAAACGUCGAGCAUCGAGCCAAGACCGGACUGACGCCACUGAUGGAAGCCGCAUCGGGAGGCUACAUAGAAGUUGGUCGAGUUCUGCUGGACAAGGGAGCCGAUGUGAAUGCGGCACCAGUUCCUUCCUCCCGUGAUACUGCUCUUACUAUCGCUGCCGAUAAAGGUCACCUUAAAUUUGUGGAAUUACUUCUGCUGCGUGGAGCAGCCGUUGAAGUGAAGAACAAAAAGGGAAAUUCGCCUCUUUGGCUCGCAGCCAACGGGGGACAUUUGGCCGUCGUGGAUGUGCUGUGCAAUGCGGGAGCCGAUAUAGAUUCACAAGAUAACCGCAAGGUGUCUUGUCUCAUGGCGGCCUUCCGUAAGGGUCACACGAAAGUAGUCAAGUGGAUGGUUAAUCACGUUACCCAAUUCCCAUCGGAUCAAGAAAUGACCCGAUACAUCAGCACCAUCAGCGACAAGGAGCUGCUCGAGAAGUGUCACGAUUGCGUGAAGGUGAUUCGUGCUGCGAAAGAUCAACAGGCAACCAAAGCCAACAUCAAUGCGUCGAUUCUGCUGAAGGAAUUGGAUCUGGAGCGUAGUCGGGAGGAAAGUCGCAAAGCUGCAGCAGCUAAGCGCCGUGAGCGCAAGAAGCGUAGAAAGGCGGAGAAACGUGAACAGCAACGUAAACUCGUCGAGGGUGAAAACAAAAACAACCCGAGCGACGAUGAAGAUGAUGGUGACGAUGAUAAGGACGAUGAUAAUGAUACGGAUCACGAGGAGGAGGAAAUCGUCCAUGUUAUACCACUGCGUAGUGUGACGAACAGAUCGGCAGCGAUCCGAGUGCAGCUCCAAGAAAAUCAUAACUCACCAGCUAUCAACAAUAACAACAACGCCAACAAUGACAAAGAGGAAGGAGACUCCGGAAUCGAUGCCAACAGUCAGGGUUCUUGUUCGAGUUCCGAUGUCAAAACAUCCAGUUUGAUCGAGCAGCAGAAGAAAAACAACAAGAAGCGCAAGCAACAGUUGCAACAACAGCACCAGCAGCAACAACAAUCUCGAGCCAGUUCUGCUGUUACCGCUAAGGUAGCCAAUGCCAAACAGCAGCAGCAGCAACAACAACAACAACAACAACAGCUGCUGCAACACCAGCAGCAACAGAAGGAGCAGCAACAAAAUCAACAACAGUAUGUAAACCAAAAUCGUCAGAGCAAGAGUCCCGAUAGUACGACAACAAUGGCCAGCAACAGUUCUGUGGUACAGGAUAAAAACCAGCAGCAGCUGCAACAGCAGCAACAGAAGGAGAAAAUUGUUGUUGGUCAACAACAGCAUCGUCGUCAGCAACAUUUGAAUGACACCAAACGUGAUCAUUUCGAAAGUAAGCGGGAGAAAACCGUCGAGAAGGAGAAUGUAGCUCCAAGGGGAGAACCCCACAAAAUCGAUGGCAAGAAAGAUCAUCAUCAGCAACAACAUACACAACUGCAGCAGCAAUUGCAACAACAACAACCACAUCAGCAACAAUUACAGCAGCAGCAACAGCAUCAACAUCCGCACCACGUAAACGGUCAACAACAACAACAACAAGGAAACCGUAAAUCUAUAAUCGUAUUCGGCUCGAAUCGACAUCCUGCCGAGAAAGAAGAACACGAUACAACCGAAACAACAACAUUUUAUAGCAGCAGUAGCAACGUCGGUGGCGCCCAGAAGAAAAGCCACACCAACAACAACAAAAGCAACAUGUAUUAUCAUAACGAAGAUCAGCAGCAAAAGUCCAUCAGUCCAACCAAGCAGACCGGUGGCGGACAGAAUAACAUUGGCAGCAACGCUUUGCUUCAGAACAGCAAUAUAUCAGCCCUGAAGCGCGAGGAAGGCUGGAAGGAAGUUGUCCGAAAGAGUUCUGUUCAGCAGAGCCAAACCACCCCGAUGGAGUGCAAGAAAGUUCAGGUUCCAGUACAUGCGAUCUCACGAGUUAUUGGUCGUGCUGGAAGCAAUAUCAAUGCGAUCCGAGCGGCUACGGGUGCACACAUUGAGGUUGAGAAACAGGGUAAAGUUCAGGGCGAUAGAUCGAUCACGAUCAAAGGAUCCCUGGAGGCCACCAAGCAAGCGCAUUCGUUGAUAGCUACCCUCAUCAAGGAUCCAGACGUAGACAUUCUUCAGAUGCUUCCGAAACAUAACACUGCCAAGAGCAAUUCGUCCUCCUCGUCCUCCUCUUCGUCAUCAUCUUCCACAACAUCUGCACCAGUGGCGCCAAUGCCCAUGGCUACCAUUGGAAGUGCGAUGAUAACCGGCUCGGUGGCCCCAACUUUGUCGGCUGUAGUCGCUUCCGGAAACGCUGCCGCUCUCCUGGCGUCAUCUGCGAUGACGAAAGGAAAAAAUGUGUUCGUUGCCUCCAAUCAAAAUAAACCCGUAACGGCUUCAGCUGUACUUGCGGCUGCUACCGGAAAGAACCCAACCGGAGGGAUACUUACUCGUCCACCGGCUGCGAAAAAUCUCUUCUCUGGUAGCGGGAAUAUGUCACAGCUUUCUCGCGUUAUAUCUUCGAAUACUUCGAAUGCUGCUCUGGUGGGAAAGGAUGGCAAACGUUCAAACAACACAGUUCAUAGCAACAGUUCCGCGCCGAAGACAUCUAUGUCCUCCUACACCAGUAUGAUGCAAUCGCUGAAAAAUACAAUCAAGAGCUCGUGCGGUAACAAUCCGUCUGGUAUCAGUAUUACAACAAACAGUACAGGUACAUUUGCCAAGCUGGUCGCUGAUAGUGCUGCUACCGUCGGAUCGACUUCGAAUAGUCAACAGAAAAAGAUUAUAAGUCAAAAUGCAGGUUCGGUUUCAGUGAAUACUAACAGCAACAACAACAACACCAGCCAAGCUCCAGCCCAACAAGUUACAAGUAGUGGUGGUACACCUUCGGUAACAGCGAGUGCACCAUCCGCUGCGGUACGUCAACAGAUCCUUCAAUCCCCGGCGAAAGGAUUACCGGCACCGUUUGGGAAUUCUGCCCCAUCAAUCAACGCUAACAGCAUUAGUUGCAGCAGUAAUAGCAGCGUCCUCACCAAUAUUAGCACUGCAAUUUCUUCUUCGUCUGUUCUAUCGUCGUCGUCUGGAGUCACCACAAUGGCCCCAACUGCUUCAACCGCUAAUCUGAACUUACCACCGUCUCAGCAUCUUCCGGCUCCCAUUCAGGCCCCAGCUAAAAACUCACCAUUUAUUCCUCCGGUCGUAUCUAGUGGAUCAGGUCCAACCAACAACGAGGCAGUGCUUAUUCCAACAAUUAGUAGCACAUCGAUUGCUCCCGUAGGGACGGGUUCCGGUAGAUCUAUAACACCAAUCGGACAGAAGCCUCGGGUAAUCCUUUCCUCUUCGCCGCUAUUUCAUACUUCGUCCGCAUCGUCGCCAUCAACGCAACUGGAUACUGUCGUAUCUAUGAACAACAACACUAUCAGCAGCAGCAUCCCAACCGCUGGACCCAUUGGAAGUGGAUUGACAACGGUGGUUUCAUCGUCUUCGGCAACCGCGAGCUCACCAAUAUCCCAACUCCAGUCGAAGAUUAAUAACAAUCUGCACGCUAAUGCCCAGGCUCAUGAGUAUUCCUUGUUCAACGAUUCGUAUGGCAGUAGCCAAUGGGGUUCGAAUACCGGAGGAGCAGGGGCAAGUGUUCAUCACCAUCAGCAUCAUCAUGGUCACCACCAUCCCAACCAUGGUGUGCUCGGCGGAGGACAAUCCGGCGGCGUAUUGGACAAUAAUGUCCACGGAGUAGGAGGGGGAGGAGGAAACAAGACGAUCUACAACAACAAUCCACAUGUAGCUAGUUCGUCUUUCAUUGAAAAUGAACCUCCAUUACAGGUUGACGCAUCGAAAGCUCCCGGUUAUCGUGGAACAACAGUUUCUUCACCAGUUAGUUCUAAAACCUCGAGCAAUUCAAACACACCACCGUCAUCAUCUGCCUCUCUUUCCCAGCAGCAGCAGCAACAACAUCAACAGUCGCAUCUGCUAUCUUCGGGUGGAGUAUCUUCGGUUAAUGUUGGUCCACCCACCAGCAGCAGUGGUCCGGUGGUAUCUCUCCAGCAUCAACAAAUCGCUGCUCAACAACAACAACAACAGCAGCAGCAGCAACAACAGCAACAACAACAACAGCAGCAACAACAGCAACAUCAACACCAGCAACAAUCUCAAUCGGCAUCAUUCCCGUCUUCAAACGAACAGAAUGUGAUUAAGCCACCCCAACAACAACAACAACAACAACAACAACCGCAAGGCCUUCCGAGUGGUCUUGCCGUGCAGCGACCGAUUCUGAACACUUCAUCCCAGAUACGUACCAUUGGUUCGGCAGCCGGCGGCUCCGAUUAUAGCGGACUGGUGAAUGCGCGUGACCAUCCACCACCACUGGUGGGAAGCUCACGUCCCCCGCCAACAAUGUUCGAUGCUCUGCAGUCCCAAAGUCAGCAUAUGUUGAACUUCGGCCCCGAUCCGCUGCAAUCGUCAUACCAGGGACACAUGGGUAUCGGUGCUGGUGCCGUAGGGAUGCCGCCGCUUUCUCGGCUCAAUCCGAAAGCGUCAGCGUUUUCAACAAUUCCACCCUCGCAGAGUCACCAACAGAGCGCUCCUGGCAGCAAGCUAUCCUCGUCGAACCAGUACGGUAAUAUGUUUCACCCGAAUCCUCCGCCCGGUCCGAUAGGUAAGUAUCAAAGUAUGCCGGUGAAUGGCGGUGGGCCACAGCUCCCUCCGUAUGGGUCCAGCCGCGGAAACAAUCAAUCUCAUCUGCAACAUGGACCUAUUCCCGGACCUCCUGGUCCGCCUGGGGGCAAUCGUGGCGGUAGUGGCACAAACUGGUUCUCCGAUCUGGCACACUUUCAAUCGCGUGACAAUCUAAUGAACAUCGAUAAUAGUAUUGCUGCGAUGGCACUGGGAGGAUCUCCGAACGUUUCACCCAACAACAACCAACCGACCACCAAUGGUGGGGGACUUGUUGGUGGACCGCCUGGUGGAGGUCUACAGCAACAACCCGAUGAUGGGCGUAAGAUGGCCCGAGCUAUUGGAUCAGAACGGGCCAGCUGGAAGUUCAAUUACGGAUCCAGCGGUGGUAUGGGUGGUAUGGACAAUGAUCCAAGUGGGUUAGCGGCAGCUGCAGCCGCAGCUGCGGCAGCAGGUUCGGCUCAUUGGAUGGUUGACAAGAAUCUAGCAGCCAUGGGUGGUGGUGGCGGAGGAGGAAGUGCAGGCGGCGUUGGUCCCCAACAGUGGAUGGGUCCGCCUCCGAGACACUUUAUGGAUGAUCUGCAUCUUUCAUCGGAUCAUUUCCAGCCUCUUCAAAUGGAGUACCAUAACGCCUUGGGAGGCAACGGUGGAGGAAAUGCAGGUGGAUCCAAUCAGCCGAAUAUAAAUUUCAUGCAAUCGCUUCAGUACCAGUUUAUGCCCGGUGCGCCAAACGAAAUGGGUGGAAACGAUGGGCCUUUGCAGCAACCAUGGGAACAUGAGAAACACGGUUGGCCUGCUAAGUGGAGUGGCCAUUAGAGACGGAACACGAGAGAACAGAGAGAAAUUGCAAUCACGUUGUAAUUGGAGGGCAUCAGACAGCACUACACAACCUCAUUAUUAGAUUCAGCUUGCUUGAGCAGGUAAAGCCGCAGAAUAAAUGAACAAUUGGAAAAAUGAAUAAAAUCAAUCAAACAAACAUCCAGUAGAGAAAAAAACAGAUACAACCGCGAGCAGACAGAACAAAAAAAAACAGUUACUUAGAAGGUAGGACUCGAGAAGAGAAGUCAGAGUUACGUUUCAAGAGAAAAAGAAUAUUUUCUUUGCUUUAUUAUACUUCUAUACUUAGAUUUUGAGAAAUGCAAGAGAAGAAAUAUUUGUUUUAAAUGAACUUUUUGGUUUUCUUUUAACUGCGUUUGAAUAUUGGCAAAAUUACCCUGAAUUCGAAAGAGAAAAAAAUUGUGGAUUGUAAUUUUUUCGUACCCUUUUUUUAUAUUGGUUUUAUCAAAUAAUAAUUGCUUUUUCGAAUAUGAUUCGAUUGACUCCUGACAUCCAAUCUUAUUUUGAAAUUAGAGCUGGUAAAAUGAUUUUUUGUUUCUUUCUUCAAAACAUUCUCUUGUUUACUGACGUGGGAUAUGUGGGAUGCGUAGAUCGUAAAUCACAACCACAAUUCAACGACGACGGAUCCCAAAAGUCACAAACAGAGCAUACCAAAACUCUCGUCCGCAAUCUAUUGAAACUAAAGCGCAAGUAUAAAACCAUUAAUCUUUUCUCAUCGAAUCGAAUGAUCGAAAGAAAACGCUACUAUAAUGAAAACUUAACGUAUUUGAAAUAAACAAGGAAACGUUGUUAUAAAUCCAAAAUUUGCGAGCAACAAAAAUCUACUUAUAUUUACUCGAAUUCUACCCUGCAACAACCAAAAAAAAGAUAAACAAACGCUAAUUAAUCCAACAAGAAAUCGCUAAUAUAUUAAACUAAAGCUAGCAAAAAAAAAACACUAAACCGAUUAAUGGACAUUUUCUGUUUUUGUAUCUUUCGCUUCUUAUUUCUCCAUACUCACUCGCUCCUGUUGCUAAAAUAACUGUACUCUACUAAAUAACGAAAUUGCGAAUGAGCGAUCGAGAGCUGCGAAAAAAAACAUAACAGACAAAAUAUCGCCUAACAAAAUCGGUGUUUAUUUGGAAAAUCUCUCAUUGUCUCCUUACCCUGAGCAGAAAUAACUGGAAGUGGCUGACGAACUGUAACUACUAUUAUUAUUAUACAAUGGGAAAAGGCAGAAAAAAUACAUAGAGCUACUAUAACUAACUAGUAAUAAUCCUCUUAAAAGUAAAUUACAAAAAAAAACCACGCAAGCAUGUUGGGUAGAGAACAAAACAAAAAAAUUAAAAUGGCUUAGGAAAUUAUUAAACAUUUACCGCAAAUGAUGAUGAUAUGAAACACGCAGCACACGCGCGAUGCAGAAUAUGAACUCUUGCAAAGAUGAUUAGAGAACAUAAAAAAAUAGAUUACACCCUUACCAAUGUUUCCAUUUGCGCGCGUUUUUAGUGGUGGAGCUGAUGAUGAACACAAACUUUCAGUUUCUCACUUUCCGUUGGUUCGCUUGGCAGACAGACACAAAUAAUGUUGGUUGAUAAUUUAGAAACUCUCAACGCCCUAAAAAAACCCCUUGUUGGGAAGAAAUAUAUUGGGGAGGGUAUCGUUUAUUUCUGUUGUUUUCCAGCAGGGAUUCGAUUAAUUCGAUUGGGCCUGAAUUGAUUAGUAUAGUUCUCUGUUGUUGGACAACGGGGUUAGCGAACCCUUUUUGAUUUAUCCUUCCCCCUGGUACUUGAGUGCGCGUGGUUGAAGUAAGCGAACAAAGCACGAGUAUUGUCGCUGCUAUUUGUUUGGUUCCGAUUCGAAAAAAAAAAAAAAUGUUGCCGAUAACCGUUAUCGAAAAAAAAACAGUGAAACUUAUAUACAUACACACAACAACAGCAUAACGCACUCUGAUUGAAAAUGAUAAUGAAAGCAGAGUAGAGCGAAUAAAGUAAAAUCUAUAUAGUUACAAUAAAAAAAAGUAAUGAGAGUAUGAUAACAAUUGCAUUAGCGUACGAUUAAAAAUAUAUAUGAAAAAAUAAACACAUAAUGACGAUGGUAAUAAAAGAACUUGAAAAUGGUGGAAAAUGAAAAAAAUACUGAUUAAUGAUUACUGAUGGAUUAUUGAUUAACUAAUUAAUGAUUAUUAUUAUUAAAUAUUAUUAUCAUUCUAUAAAUUAUAUAUUAUAUUUGGAAAAUAACCAUAUAAAAUAAAAUGAAAUAUAAGUAAUGAAAAAUAUGCUGAAAACGAA
Messenger RNA from Toxorhynchites rutilus septentrionalis, 14852 nucleotides. RefSeq names its product ankyrin repeat and KH domain-containing protein mask (gene mask). The record is from RefSeq and is a predicted model, not a curated record. Lineage: Eukaryota; Metazoa; Arthropoda; Insecta; Diptera; Culicidae. Gene Ontology annotation, biological process: innate immune response. Gene Ontology annotation, cellular component: cytoplasm. The coding region runs from base 199 to 12564 and encodes 4121 amino acids. The transcript is spliced from 20 exons. Gene Ontology annotation, molecular function: RNA binding; protein binding.